Lizanozyma spartinae is the source of this 501-nucleotide messenger RNA. RefSeq lists its product as uncharacterized. The transcript has a single exon. Gene Ontology annotation, molecular function: oxidoreductase activity. Lineage: Eukaryota; Fungi; Ascomycota; Pichiomycetes; Serinales; Debaryomycetaceae. Gene Ontology annotation, cellular component: mitochondrion. The record is from RefSeq and is a predicted model, not a curated record. The coding region runs from base 1 to 501 and encodes 166 amino acids.
AUGUCGCUCUUCAGAACGUUGCAGAAUUCGCCCGGAGUCAUUUCCAUAUUCACCGAUGCAAGACCUGUGUCGGCAAAGGUGUAUCAGACUUUAAACAAGGCAUACGAGAAGCUCAACUCCGAAAAGGAUAAGUUCCAACUUGAUGUGGCAGAGAAUAGAAUGCCUACUUAUGAUCAAUACAAAUCAUUGGUGACCAACGAUAAGAAUAAACUGGUGUUAGACAAAUGCUAUCCUUUGUUACAUGACCGAGAACUGGAUAUCCCCCAGACUUUGAAACAAACCGGCAUCCAUUAUUCUACCAUAAAGGGAUUGGGACCCAACAUGUUCAAUGAAGGAGAAUACUCAAUGAUCUAUGAAGCGUUUGAAGCUCUGGAGAAGGAAAAAAUCAGACAAUCAAUAUUCAAAGCCCCUUUGGUUGUGGAUUGGGAUCAUAAUGUUGUAGCCAAUGACGUUGAAGGAUUGAAAACGUUGUUAAAGCAAUAUGAAGAUGGGCUGGACUGA